GUUGAAACUGGGGUUCCUCCACCGAGACUGAUCAGGACCUUCACGAUUGAAAGGCUGUAGCAUCAACCUUCGAAUUUAAGUAAGGCCGUCUGGAUCUCUUUCUCGGCUAGCAUGGAUUUCUUGGAGUACGCCGAUGUGUCCUGCGAGCAUCGAGGCUCCAUGCAAUCUGGAAAAUUAAAAUUGACGGACGAAAAGGUCCAGUUCAAGCCCCAUGCCAAAUCCGGCAAAGCCGACUUGAUUCCACCCGAUCAGAUUGAUGUGGUCAAUUGGCAACGCCUGGCCGGGUCCUGGGGCAUCCGGAUCUUCACCAAGGACGGCCUGUUGCAUCGAUUUGCCGGAUUCAAAGAGGCGGAACGUGAGCGCUUGGCCAAGUUCUUCACGCAGUAUUACAAAAUGGAUCUGUUGGAUCGCGAGUUAAGCGUCAAGGGCUGGAAUUGGGGUGCGGCCAAUUUCAACGGGUCCGCUUUGAGCUUUGAAGUGGGUAAGAGCGAUUCCUACGAAAUCCCCUUGCCUUACGUGAACCAAUGCAAUCACGGCAAGAACGAGGUCACGCUGGAGUUUCACCAAAACGAUGAUGCUCCGGUGAUGUUGUGCGAGAUGCGCUUCCACAUUCCAGCCUCUGAGCUGGCCGGAGACGAUCCUGUCGAGGCUUUCAAAGAGCAAGUGCUUAAGAAAGCUUCGGUGGUCACCACUUCGGGUGAUGCUAUCGCCAUCUUCCGGGAGAUUCACUGUCUGUCUCCGCGUGGUCGUUACGAUGUCAAGAUCUUCCCUUCUCAUAUUCAUUUGCACGGCAAGACCUUCGAUUAUAAGAUUUCUUCGUCGAGCGUCAUGCGAUUGUUUCUCCUGCCGCACAAAGAUCAACGUCAGAUGUAUUUUGCUGUCAAUUGCGAUCCACCCAUUAAGCAGGGCCAAACUCGCUAUCAUUACUUGGUACUAAACUUCAAACAGGAAGAUGAAUCUGAAAUUGAGUUACCGUUCACCGAUGAGGAGCUGCAAGAGAAAUACGACGGGAAAUUGGAACGAGAACUCAAUGGUCCCACGUACGAAAUUUUGUCCAAAAUUCUCAAAGCUUUGACCAACAAAAAAGUGAUCGUCCCCGGCAACUUUUUGGGCCACUCAGGUACACCCGCUAUUUCUUGCUCACACAAAGCCGCCUCAGGGUUUUUGUAUCCGUUGGAACGAGGCUUUAUCUUCGUCUACAAGCCUCCCAUUUACAUUCGAUACGACGAGGUCAGGUCCGUGAGCUUUGAGCGAAGUGGCGGAUCCACCCGCUCAUUUGAUAUCUCCGUCGAUGCUGGUAGUGACAUCAUGUAUACAUUCUCUUCCAUCGAGAAAGGGGAAUACUCCCGUUUGUACGACUUCCUCAAGGAUAAGAAAGUGAAACUCAAGACCUCGGGCAAAGUCGGCGAAAAGAGCGGGCUUAAUUUCGACGAUGAGACGAUCGAUCACAACUUGGAGAAAGUUAAGGCUGAUGCCCAAGAAUUUAGUAGUGGUGAUGAUAGCAUGUCGUCGGAUGAUUCUGACUUCAACCCUGACAACCUCGAGGCUCUCUCCGCUAAAGAGGAAUACGAUUCGGAGCCUUCAACCACAUCGGGUGACAGUUCAUCGGGCGAUGAGCAAGGUGAGGUCGCGGAUAAACGGCGAGAAGAAAGAAAGAAACGCAAAGAGGAGAAACGAGGCAAACGAGACAAGAAAGCCGUAUCCAGUGGGGGUGGUGAAAAGAAAAAAAAGCGCAAGCAGACGCGAACGAAAUUGCCUGGAGAGCCCAAGAGGAAUCAAUCUGCUUACUUCUUGUGGAUGAAUGCCAAUCGAGAGCGCGUUAAGGAAGAAAAUCCCAGCUUGAAUCUCACUGAGUUGGGCAAGAAGUUUGGCGAGAUCUGGAAAACCAUGGAAGAUAAAUCGGAAUGGGACAAAAAAGCUGCUGAGGACAAGAAGCGUUAUGACGACGAACUUACCAAAUGGAAAGAGGAAGGUGGAAACGAAUUGCUUGCCAAUCAAAAGAAAGAACGACGGAAAGAAAAGCGGGCGGCUAAGGCUGGAACCUCGAAACCCCCCAGCAAGUCAAGUUCGAAGCCCAAAUCAUCCUCAUCUGCUGCAGCUCCGUCAGCCACUUCUCCCGCCAAACCACCAGGAGGAUUCAAGAGCAAAGAGUUCAUCGAAGAGUCUGAUUCGUCUUCGGAUGGCGGUGAUUAGAAGGCUCGGUCCAUUUUGUAUUCUGCUUAAAAGUUGCAACGAAAGAAAUGGUUGUAAAAUGGCGUUUAGCCACCAAAACUGUGGAGUGAUGGAAUUUCUAAGGUGAACGGUGUUGCAGAGACGAGCAUUCCCUUCGCAUUAUUUCCGUGAAAAAACUAUUCCAACCGAGAAUGAGCCCAUUCAUAUUUUGUAUUCUUAAAUUGUUUGUAAGUCGACCACAAUGUAUACAUUAGACAUUCUGAAAUAGGGUGAGUCCCUGUAUGUACCAUGGA
Molecule: messenger RNA, 2465 nt
Organism: Tigriopus californicus
Lineage: Eukaryota; Metazoa; Arthropoda; Copepoda; Harpacticoida; Harpacticidae
Gene: Ssrp
Product: FACT complex subunit Ssrp1-like
Exons: 5
Coding region: 112-2193 (693 amino acids)
Cellular component (GO): nucleus; FACT complex
Molecular function (GO): nucleosome binding; DNA binding; histone binding
Source: RefSeq, a predicted model, not a curated record